Drosophila ananassae is the source of this 983-nucleotide messenger RNA. RefSeq names its product DNA-binding protein RFXANK. The record is from RefSeq and is a predicted model, not a curated record. The transcript has 2 exons. Lineage: Eukaryota; Metazoa; Arthropoda; Insecta; Diptera; Drosophilidae. The coding region runs from base 87 to 839 and encodes 250 amino acids. Gene Ontology annotation, cellular component: nucleus. Gene Ontology annotation, biological process: regulation of gene expression. Gene Ontology annotation, molecular function: protein binding.
UCGAAUUCGCAGGCGACAAAUCGGGCAACAGGUGCAGGAAUGGUUUUUUGCCAAAAAACAACUGCGUCGCGGUAGCUAAACCUGUUAUGAAACACACAAACACAGUGCUAACAAAUCAGGUAAACAAAGUAUCCCUUGAAAUGGUUGGGCCAGCGGGUAGUCUUCCAAACAACGGACAUUCUGACGAAGAUGAGGAUGUACGAUCGGCGCCCACAUCCAUGCUGGUGCUGGACGCCAAGCGAAAAAGCGCCUUCUUGCCGUACCGUCCACAAUCCACAGUCCUCACGAAUCUACAGCGCGGCAACACCGAGGCUACCUUUUGUCCUGUCGAGGUUUCGCUAUCCUUCCAUGAACGAGCCGGCCAAGGAGAGAUCACGGAGGAGCAGGUGACUGCGGAAAGGGCCCGGCAUGCUGACAUUGACCACAAGGACGACCAUGGCUUCACCGCCCUCCAUUGGGCUGCAUCUUAUGGACAAUUGGUAUCAGUGCAGCUGCUGGUUUCAGCUGGCGCCAACGUUAAUAUCAUGGCUCCGGAUCUGGUCAGUCCUCUCCUCUUGGCAGCCGCCGGUGGGCACAAUGAGAUUGUUCGCUUUCUGUUGGAUCACGGAGCGGAUUCGACACACAUGGAUAUAAUGGGGAACACGGCGCUUAUGUACGCAGCUGCUGGUAAUCACCCCCAUACCUGCAAUGAGCUAUUGGCCAGGGAUUUGGAUCUGAGUGCCUCCAACGAAAACGGGGAGACUGCCUACUCUUUGGCGGUGCAGAAUGGCGCUCACCUGGCCCAAGCACUGUUGGAGCAAUACAUGACGGGUAUUAUUACGGCGGGUAUUAGUUUAUAACUAAAACUCGAAGCUACUUUACCCACUCUAAUUCAGAAACUUCAUUGUUAAUGUAUACAUUUUUUAGUCAUAAUAAUAAAUUUGCAAUUAAAUGUCAACGAGAUCUUUACGUAUUCGUAAAGAUUCAUAUAUUUCUUAAUUAUU